AGGCGCCUACACGGCGGGCGCGCCGCACGGGACUCCAGAGUCGCCGGGAGAGACCCCAGGUCCCUGCUGACUCCCCGGCAGAGUUUGCAAGUGGUCUUGAGACCCCUCUGGCCCCUCCCAGCAUGGUGCGGUGCCUAUGAGGCAUCUCAAGCCUGCCCUGUUUGGUGUCUGGCAGCCCUGAGCUGGAGGCUGGAAAGAAUGGGAAUCCCCCAGCUGCUGUUUCCACGAGGCGGAUGCAGCCAGACCCAAGACCAGCACCGGGGCCGCAGUGAUGCAAUGCAGCCCCCACAGGCUCCAGGAACCCAGGCAGGACUCAAAGGGGGCUGCAGCUGCUGGUGACCCUCCGGAGCGCCUCCGACUGCUGCGAUCCAAGUUCUUGGGGAAGUCUUUGAAGGGAAGGACAAGAUGUAGGCAAAAAGGACCCACUCUGGGCCGUCCUUGACCCAGAAGCUCACCUUGACCUUGGGAAGUCCGGUUGCUUUCUCCUUUCUCUUGGCCUCCGUCAAAGACCCACCCCUGGGGUCCCAACGCCCCCCAGUCCAUCUCCUCAGCCCCGCCCAACGAGCCAGUCCGGAAUGGUUCUGCCAUGGCGAAGGUCUGGCUCCGGGUCCAGCGGUACUUCCGCCGCAAACCUGUGCGCUUCUUCACCUUCCUGGCGCUCUACCUGACCGCUGGCAGCCUGGUCUUCCUGCACUCGGGCUUCGUGAGCCAGCCCGCCCUCUCGCAGAACCAGGCCAAUCCAGCCGGGGCCCCGGCCCAGGCUGCCGAGCUGCCCUUUCUGGGCGCCUUGCACCUGGGCAGGGGCUUCCGGGAGCCGGCAGAGGCCUCGAGCAUCACGCGCAGGUACGGGCCCUGGUUCAAGGGCAAGGACGCGAAUGAGCGCACCAAGCUGGGCGACUACGGGGGAGCUUGGAGCAGAGCCCUCAAGGGAAGGGCUGUCCGGGAGAAGGAGGAGGAGCGAGCCAAAUACAUCGGCUGCUAUCUGGAUGACACCCAGAACCGGGCUCUGCGAGGCAUGUCCUUUUUCGACUACAAAAAGAUGACCGUGUUCCGUUGCCAGGACAACUGUGCUGAACGGGGCUACCUGUAUGCCGGGCUGGAGUUCGGCGCCGAGUGCUACUGCGGCCACAAGAUCCAGGCGGCCAACGUGAGCGAGGCUGAGUGCGACAUGGAGUGCAAGGGCGAGCGGAGCAACGUGUGUGGCGGCGUCAACCGCCUCUCCAUCUACCGGCUGCAGCUGGCCCAGGAGUCGGCGCGCAGGUAUGGAAGCGCCAUCUUCCGAGGCUGCUUCCGCAGGCCCAGCAACCUCUCCCUGGCCUUGCCCGUGACGGCCGCCAUGCUGAACCUGUCUGUGGACAAGUGUGUGGACUUCUGUACUGAGAAGGAGUACCCACUGGCGGCUCUGGCGGGCACUGCCUGCCACUGCGGCUUCCCCACCACGCGCUUUCCCCUGCACGAGCGGGAGGAUGAGCAGCUCUGUGCGCAGAAGUGCAGCGCGGAGGAGUUCGAGAGCUGCGGCACGCCCAGCUAUUUCAUCGUGUACCAGACACAGGUGCAAGUCCAAGCUGACAUACAAUCUAACUACCACAUCGUGGGGGACCUGGGCGAGUUAUCUCCCAUCCGGGUGUCACCCUCCACCUGUGAAAUGAAGCUCUACUACUUUGACGGCUCCCUCUACAACAAAGGCUUUAAAGGUGAGCGUGACCACUGGCGCAGCGGGCGGACCAUCUGCAUCAAGACUCACGAGAGUGGCCAGAAGGAGAUCGAGGCCUUCGAUGCUGCCAUCCUCCUCAUCCGGAACCCCUACAAGGCCCUCAUGGCAGAGUUCAACCGGAAGUACGGAGGCCACGUGGGCUUCGCUGCCCACGCCCACUGGAAGGGCAAAGAGUGGCCGGAGUUCGUGAGGAACUAUGCGCCGUGGUGGGCCACCCACGCGCUGGACUGGCUGAAGUUCGGCAAGAAGGUGCUGGUGGUGCACUUCGAGGACCUGAAGCAGGACCUCUUCGUGCAGCUGAGCCGCAUGGUUCGCCUGCUGGGCGUGGCGGCGCGCGAGGACCGGCUGCUGUGCGUGGAGAGCCAGAAGGACGGCAACUUCAAGCGCUCGGGGCUGCGCAAGCUGGAGUACGACCCCUACACGGCCGACAUGCAGGCGGCCAUCUCCACCUACAUCAAGACGGUGGACGCCGCCCUGCGGGGCCGCAACCUCACGGGCCUGCCCGGGGACUACUUCCCCAGGUGACGGGGCCGGUCAUGCCAGACCCAGCCGAGCCAGGACUCCGGUCCCUCGGCCACCCGCCCCACCCCUCUGCGCGCUCUCUGGCUGGGGACACCCCUUUGGCUGCCGUUUGCCACCUAUGCGUUUCCUGCAUGACCAAGGAGGCUCAGAAUCGAGACUGCCCAGGCACUGCCCACGCCCCCACCCUGCCAGGAGAUGCCCGGUUUGGAGGACUCCGACCACGCGCCCCACUGCUCACCCCCCUUGCAUCACUUCUAGGAGGGGCGACUUCUCAGUGUCAGGGGGAAGGCUGGGGGUCCGCAGCAGGUUUGGGGGACCCUGACCACAGAACUAAUGGGUCGUUGUAAAAGGAAAGAAAGUGGUCUUCCAUCCGGGGCUCAUCUUGGGUGGCAACGCCUUCUCUUCCUGACCCAGCUGGGCAGCAGAACGCACCUGCAUUGACCAUGUGUCUUUUGGAAGAAGGUGCUGGAAAGUAUCCCCGUGGCCCUACGGAGGUCCCUGGCAUUCUGGGUAGGGGGCAAGGAGGCACCAGUGCUCACCGUUGGACACG
Messenger RNA from Echinops telfairi (small Madagascar hedgehog), 2786 nucleotides. It is a transcript of the gene WSCD2, whose product is annotated as WSC domain containing 2. The record is from RefSeq and is a predicted model, not a curated record. The coding region runs from base 587 to 2239 and encodes 550 amino acids. The transcript has 10 exons. NCBI's taxonomy places the organism in Eukaryota, Metazoa, Chordata, Mammalia, Afrosoricida, Tenrecidae.